UAGGAUUUUCCAAACUAAAAAUGGUUUUCGGAUUCAUUUCGUCUACAGUAACCCCGCCGGCUUUAAUAUUUAUGGGGGAACACCAGGUGGAAAAUGAGAAGUUAUUCAAGUGUGGUGAUCCGGGAGAUGUGUGGUUCCACGUGGAUAAAGUAUCAUCUGCACAUGUGUAUCUCCAAUUGCCAAGUGGCAUUACGAUUGACACGAUUCCCGAGGAACUGCUUGAAGAAUGUUGCCAGUUGGUGAAGAAAAACUCAAUUCAGGGUGUGAAAAUGGAAAAAGUUGAAGUUAAUUAUACUUUGAAAGAGAAUUUAAAGAAAGUUAAAGGAAUGCAGACAGGAGAGAUUGGUUUCUACGACAAGAACAUCAUCAAAUCUCGCAGUGUCCUCAAGAAAAACACGAAAAAAGUACUUCAACAACUUGAAGGAACUCAAUGGAAAACCUGAAAUACCUAAUUUUUAUCCCGAAUUCUCCCCGAAGAAACAGACUUCUCUGCAUAUUUGGCCUUGUCAUAAGGCACAAGGAUGCGCGUCCAUCUGUGGAUAAGGAUCUUUAGAUCAUUCGGGUCAAAAUUGGCGGCAUUGGAAUAAGUAUUGAAAAAUCAUUUAAAAUUAUGAGAAAUAAAAAGUUGUUGGAGUUUUU
Molecule: messenger RNA, 639 nt
Organism: Caenorhabditis elegans
Lineage: Eukaryota; Metazoa; Nematoda; Chromadorea; Rhabditida; Rhabditidae
Gene: F43C1.7
Product: Coiled-coil domain-containing protein 25
Exons: 4
Coding region: 21-443 (140 amino acids)
Source: RefSeq, marked reviewed